AUGUCUCAAUCAAUGCUUGCAUCCGCUACGUGGACCCGCCCUCUAACCCUACGCCCGGCGACACUCCCUCUCUCCAUGGUCAGCGCUCAAGGCCGCUCUUUCUCACAAGUCAAUCGUCUCCAAGGCAAAGAGUGGAGAAAUGGUACGAGUAAGGGGUACAUCUACAAGCCAAAGGAUCUGAUCGAGCCCAAAUGGGAUGAACUCCAGAAGAUGAUGAAGUGGCGGAGCUUGGCGUAUAAGGAGUAUUUCCAGGGUCUCUUUGGCAGCUCCAACCCGUUGAUGGCAAAGCGAGAAUGGUACCAAUGGGUCAAAGCGACCCCGGACCGGAACAUGAGAGACGAGAUAAAGGCAAAAGAAUUGGAAACCCUCCACCGCGAGGUCCAGGAAGCUGUCCGAUUCGUUGAAGAGUUUGCUAACAACUAUUCCAACCUAUGCUCUCAAAUCGCGCUCAAAAAGGUGGUCGAAGUGCUCAGUGGUAAUGCUACUGGACAGGCACUCUUCGAUGAGGAUCAUAAGGAAGGCGACCCCGUUCUAGAGGCUGAAUUAGAGAGUCGGGUUCGAAGGUUCGUGGAUGAGAUGCUCAAGGCCGGGCGAGUUGCUGAUGAGACGGGCGAACCCAUGAUGGGACCCAAAUUUGAGCCGGUUUCCGAGCUUCGUAGACAAUCACGAGAGAGGUACGGAAGCACCUUCAAGGAGCCGGAAGAGCUGGCAGAAUACAAGAAGAAGUACUCUGAUCUGAUGGCUCCGGAAAAGGAGAAAGCGGAACCAACGGACCGUGUCUACGAUCCGAUAUCUCAGCGGAUGGUACCUGCGGCUGGGGGGGUGGGAAAGAGGGUGAAGGCCCCCGGAGAGGAUGAACUGGCAGAGAGGGAGGAGGCGAAGAAGAAGGACCCCAACGAGGGCGAAGAGGGCGACAAAAAUAAGGUUCGUUCGAAUAAUAUAUGCGCCAAUACGCAGCAUGAUGACUACAUGCUGCAAAUUGAGCGCAUGAAAAAGACAUUAACAUCCUGGACGAACUGGAAAACUGGAAUGUCCGAGGCUUGUUCCUCGGCGCCAGCCAAAGCUAAAAAUGACACAGUUCAAAGGCCAUCACUAACGCAGUUCAACAGGGAGACUGAGAUUGCGGGGAGUGGCCCCCGGGUGUUGGGGCGGGGGGAAGAGAGAGGAGGGGUGAAUAGUGAUCUGUGGGGGGUGGGUGGGCUGGCGAGGGGGAGCAAUGGGAAUCAUGAAAAAAAACUGUACGAUUUGACGAGAGACGUGAAGAAUACGACGGACAUUCCACAAACCCAAGGUAGCAGUUCCUGCUCGUCAUCUCCCUCCGUGAAUUCUGUUCCUAGUGCUUUGUCUUCUGAACCAGCAGCGCAGAUUGGAGCUGUGUCUGCUGGUAAAGAUACUGUGCUUGCAGAUUCUGGGAGUCCCUCGAUACCGAAAUCGAUUUCCAAUUAUGCUACCAAGGCCGCCGAGAUAUCCAAGGCCCUGGAUACGCUGUCCUCGAUGCAAAGAGACCAAGACAAUGCUGGGGAGUCGGUCGCUUCGGUACCCCAAUCCAUCACCGAUUUCAAUGCCAAAAUAGCCGAACUAAAGCGGGCUCUGGAGACCCUAGACCCCGUGCUCAGGCAGUCAAACAACAAUUUACCUUCACCUGAUUUAGACCCUCCGAAACCAUCGCCGUUGCCAGCACCCCGAUUACAGUCUGCUUUGGACCGAAUAGCCUCAACACCGAAAUCGAGGCCCAAUAUCUCAGAAAGUGAGGAAUCUCUUGGUGCAGCGGCUGCACAGUCCAGGGGUCCCCCCGACUCAAUACAGCAUAAGCAGACAGUCAGUGUAGAGGACCCGAUUUCGAGGCCUCCGACCUCUGACACAGAACCUCAACCCAAGAUCGUUUACAAAGUCCUGGCCUACGACUCCGGCAACGACAUCCUAACCACCUCCAUCACCACAACGCCACCUCGACCCGGCUACCAGGAGUCCUCCCUCAGCUUGCCCGAUGCGUUAUCCAUGCUCUCGAACCCGUCCAAAUUCGUGCCUUAUCUGCCUACAAAUUUCGAGCCAGUCCUAGCCUCCGCGAAUUUGCUUGUCCUACGCGAGACACCGGAUAUUGUGGCCCUCGAGGAGCCAAUUGGGGACACUGGCAAUGAUAUUGAGCCACCCCCGAACGUUCAGAAACAGGAACACCCGGAUGUAAAUCCCGUCGAUGGCACAACCGCCCCGUUUCCAGAAGCCGCCGUCGGCAACUAUGCGAGUCCGACUGGCUUCGUGAACUAUAAUCAGCUCUCGCCUGUUUCUGAUGAUCAGCCUCUCGAUUCUGAGGCUGCUGCGCAGUUGAGGGGGAAAGGCCAUGCGAAUCAGCAUGAAGAAGAAACUCACGAGAGAAAUCGUGAGCGGUAUGGAGGUGGACACCACCGUUAUGGGAGAAGACGGCACGGGAGAUGGCAGAGACGGGGACACGGUGGGGCCGCUUCAGUGACAAAGACGGCCAUUUUGGGGGUCAGUGCUUGUUAUAUUGCCGGUGUGGUGGGAGAGGUUGUAGAGCCGCGGAGGUAA
This is a messenger RNA of Mytilinidion resinicola, 2544 nucleotides long. RefSeq lists its product as uncharacterized. The transcript has 2 exons. The record is from RefSeq and is a predicted model, not a curated record. The coding region runs from base 1 to 2544 and encodes 847 amino acids. NCBI's taxonomy places the organism in Eukaryota, Fungi, Ascomycota, Dothideomycetes, Mytilinidiales, Mytilinidiaceae.